ACAUGAAAGAGGGGGGGAAACGGCUUAAUAGUCGCAGAGUGGAGCAGAUGAAGUGCCGCGUUGUUUUCAGAGAUGUAGAGAGAAGGAACUGCAUGCCUCUUUAAUUAUCCAGAGGGACCCAUGACCCUGACACGAGGAUCCUUCACCUAUUCCAACGGAGAGGAGUACCAUGGAGAGUGGAAAGAAGGUCUGCGUCACGGCCUGGGUCAGCUGAUCUUCAGCGACGGGACGUGCUUCACCGGACAGUUUGAGAACGGCCUGUUCAACGGCUGUGGCGUUCUGGUGUUUCCUGAUGGCUCCAGGUAUGAAGGUGAAUUUGUGCAGGGGAAGUUCCAGGGAGCCGGUGUUUUCACUCGCUUCGAUGGCAUGAAGUUUGAGGGCGAAUUUAAAGGCGGAUGUGUGGACGGCCACGGGCUGCUGACCUUCGCGGACGGCGGACGAGGCGUCAGCCACGAGGGCCUGUUUGAGACCAACCAGCUGAAAAGAAGAGAGAGCAGCCAUGCAGCUGUUCAGAGAGCGCAGGCGGCGGCGGCCAAAGCCAGAACUCUGGCCUCGUGACGUGGACUGGACAACCCACACCGACCCCUGGUACCGGGGUCAUCCUCCUCCCGUUAGUCUGACCUCCUCAAUACGUUUCUAUUGCUCCUUUGUUUCAUCGUGUCCAGCUUCUGCAAACGAUUCUGGGAUAAAAUGUCCAACUUUAUCUUCUGGUUCAUUUGAACCGUCGGGUCUGUGACCUGCAGAGUAAUCAGGACGGUAAAAUCUGCUCUCACAGCCACUGACUCAGGAUCAGUACCGCCGAACACACGCUGUUCGACACACUGCUAAGUGCUAAAUCGCAUCCAGAGUUUGGUUUUUAAAAAACUCUGGAUGCGACAUUAAAUAUGGGCAUUUUUCAGGUAAUCCUGACAACAAGCAGGUUCACACUGGGCUUUAUUUAAAAGUUCAAGCAAACAACGGAUCAAACUUUGGUAACGUAAAUUCUGAUUCACCUCACACCCCGAUACUUUAUGAUUAGCUUUUUUUAUUAUUAUUUAAGUGUUUUCAAUGCAAAAUAUCACAGGUUAAGGUCUGUAGUGUUGAAUUAUAAACAAGACAGAAGCUGUGGCUCUCACAUGGCUUAAUCUGUAAAUUAUUAUUUCCUAUCAUUUCCUAAGCAAUCAGAUCUUUAGGGUCUAACUAUAAUUAUUAUCAACUGCUUUAAUCCUUUAGAGAGAAUAGCAGAGGUUAAAUAAUAUUUUAAAAUGUAACAUUUUCCUCACCUGUGAGUGUAGUCACUGACAACAUUGGGAACCCAGAAGGAAUGGUCUAAUUUAGAUAUUUUAAUAUUUAAGUCACAAUGAGUUUGCUUAUCUAAAACUCAUGUUAACAAGUCCAGUUUUCUCUAUCCAGGUUAACCCUAUAAUCACUCAUAUUUCAUGCACAUGGAUUCAAAAAAUUUUACAUAAACAUAACAUUCAGUUUUUCAUAAGGAAAUGUUAAUAAAAUUCGACUGUGAUGAGUGAAUGUUUUUAUGUUGGCUAUAAAAGAUUGAAUCCUGAAAACUGAUUCAAAAGCUGCUUUAUCAAACUUGAAGGUCAUGAAAACUUAAAACAUCCAGGAUUUUAUAACAGAUUUUGACUUUUGACCCAGGAAUUAACUUUAGUGUGCUAAUUAAAUUAAAAACUGAAAUCACUAAAGAGUGAUUUCACUGAACAGUCAUCUUCAGUGAAAUCAAUCAAUCAGUUUUGAUGUGCGCUACGUACAAGAUGUUUUGGCACAAAAAGUCUUUUUUUCUCCACAAAAGAGGGUUAAAUAAUAAAAAUUCCAGAAAUUAUUCUUUUUCUUUUUCUACUUAAAGGAAGAUCUCAAGGUUCACAGAAUGCGUACAGCCUCAGGCGCUGCUGCCCUCCGAUAAAAUCCUGCAGGCGUCUGGGCAUAGUUCUGAACUUUAACCGUAGGAAAGAGUUUUAUACAUAAAGCAAUUUAUUUUAAACGUUUUUUUAUCAUUUCCUUUUUUU
Messenger RNA from Xiphophorus couchianus (Monterrey platyfish), 2000 nucleotides. RefSeq names its product MORN repeat-containing protein 4-like. Gene Ontology annotation, biological process: response to axon injury. The record is from RefSeq and is a predicted model, not a curated record. Lineage: Eukaryota; Metazoa; Chordata; Actinopteri; Cyprinodontiformes; Poeciliidae. The transcript is spliced from 5 exons. Bases 121 to 558 code for a protein of 145 amino acids. Gene Ontology annotation, cellular component: cell projection.